Mus musculus (house mouse) is the source of this 3086-nucleotide messenger RNA. It is a transcript of the gene Slc16a5, whose product is annotated as solute carrier family 16 (monocarboxylic acid transporters), member 5. Gene Ontology annotation, cellular component: plasma membrane. NCBI's taxonomy places the organism in Eukaryota, Metazoa, Chordata, Mammalia, Rodentia, Muridae. The transcript is spliced from 4 exons. Bases 590 to 1645 code for a protein of 351 amino acids. Gene Ontology annotation, molecular function: transmembrane transporter activity. Gene Ontology annotation, biological process: transmembrane transport; monocarboxylic acid transport. The record is from RefSeq and is marked validated.
UUUCAGUCACCCAGGUGGUGCGGCAGGUGGGCCAGAGGAGGGCUGGCAGCCUGCCAACCACAAGGGGCAUUCUCUUCCCUUCCAGGCUGCGGUCACAAAGGACCAGUAAGGCUGUGGCAAUACCAGUAACUGAGAAUGGCCCGGGCCCUGGAACAAGCAGAUGGCAGAUGGGCCUGGGUGGUCCUCCUAUCCUCCCUGGUGACGCAGGCCCUCACCCUGGGCUUCCCCACCUGCAUCGGUGUCUUCUUCACUGAUCUGCAGCGCGACUUUCAGGCCAGCAACAGUGAGACCUCGUGGUUUCCUUCCAUCCUGGGAGCCAUGGUCCACGGUGGGGGACCCCUGUGCAGCAUCUUGGUCAAACAUUUCGGCUGCCGAGUGACCAUGAUGCUGGGGGGUGUGCUGGCCAGCCUGGGCAUGGUAGUCAGCACCUUCUCUGGCUCGCUCACCCACCUCUUCCUCACCGCAGGAGUGAUCACAGGGCCAAAGGCGACAGACACGGAACAUGAGCCAAGAGCCCUACUCCACGCGGAGGUGGAAAGUCCUACCAAGUCCCUGAGCUGAUGUCCCCUCUCGCACUGCAGGCCUGGGCAUGUGUUUCAGCUUCCAGUCGAGCAUCACGGUAGUGGGCUUGUAUUUUGUCCGCCGGCGGCCGCUAGCCAAUGCACUGGCCUCCAUGGGACUCUCCAUGGGCGUCACCCUCUGGCCACUGCUGGCCCGAUAUCUUCUGGAAACCCUGGGCUGGAGGGGCGCCUUCCUCAUCUUCGGUGGCAUCUUACUCCACUGUUGUGUAUGUGGAGCCUUGCUGAGGCCUGUUGCCACCAACGAGGUCCCCGAGCCCAAAGAGGAUCCCCUUCUACCUCCCAAGAUACCUACACGCAGCUGCCUGGCAACAUGUGUCUCAACCAUUCGGUACCACCUGGCCUUUGACAUCCUUCGGCACAAUAUGGGCUUCUGCAUAUACGUCACGGGCGUGACGUGGAUGAACCUGGGUUUUGCACUGCCACAUAUCUUCCUAGUGCCGUACGCUAUGCAUCAUGGGGUGGACGACUAUUGGGCAGCCAUGCUCAUGUCCAUUGUUGGCUUCUGCAACAUCUUCUUACGGCCAAUGGCAGGGCUGCUGCUGGCAGGCAGGAAGAGCUUGGCUGCCUACCGGAAGUACCUGUUUGCUGUGGCGAUCCUCAUCAACGGGCUCACCAAUCUAAUAUGCACGGUGUCAGCCGACUUCCGGGUGCUCCUGGGCUAUUGCCUGGUGUACAGCCUGUCCAUGUGUGGAGUUGGGAUCCUCGUCUUCCAGGUUCUAAUGGACAUUGUCCCGAUGGAUCGGUUCCCCAGCGCCCUGGGCCUCUUCACCAUCCUGUGUGGCGUGACUUCUCUCAUCUCUCCACCAUUGGCUGGAUUGCUGCUGGACAAGACCAACAACUUCAGCUACGUUUUCUAUAUGUCGAGUGGCUUCCUCGUCUCAGGCUCUCUUAUCCUGGGUGUGGGCUUCUACGCCGCAGAGAAGAAGAAGCUGAAGCAAGAUGGGCAAGCCAAAAUGGAGAACGCUACCUCAGAGAUGACCCCAAUGCACGAUCUCACCUCAGAAGACAAGGACAGUGCCAAGAAGCAACCGUACCCUGAAAGCAUCUAUAUGACCAAUGUCUGAACUCCAGAGAUCCCAUGUGACCUAUCUCUGAGCUCUGAAGUCAGUGGGGGAAGCCUUCCUUCCAGGAAGUAGGAAAUAGAAGUGGGCCUUCCUGGCUUUCUUCCUUGGGUCCCAAGAAGAUUGGUCUGAGUCUUGCAGGAAGCAGUCAUGGCUAGCUACCUUGGACUGGCUCCUCCCAGCUGCUCCUACAACACAUCACUCUGGGGCGUCUCAUUCAUCCUUCCCAUGUCAACUGUUUUCAUCCUUCUUGGCCUCAGACUAUUUUGACAAAUUUGCCUUUCUUCCAAGAACUUACUUACUCUUCUUCUCUUCCCAAACAACCAACCAUGACCCCCCUCAGAUCAGGAAGGUUAAGAGUGCUGCAUCAAGAAGUUGAGUCUUAUGCUAACUGGAGCCAUAGCAGGCACAGAUGAAGACCAGUAAUACUGGUCCUGGCGCCUCUGCAGAGAGCAGGGAAAGAAACUUUUCUGCUGUCCUGGAAGGAGCCCUUUUACUUGGGUCUCAGAAGUUGUACAGUCUGAAGAGUCUUCUGCCAUUGAGCAGGGCCUGAGCCAGAAUCUCCUUUUACCAGACUCUAUCCACGUAUCCACGUAGGGGAAGGCAGACCUUGACUAACCAGGAGCCAAGAAGACAGGCUAGGUAACUUAAGGAACAUUAUAAAAACUGGCUUCUAUGUGCAAACCGUAGUCUGUGCUCUGCUCUUGGCCUCUGAGGUUCCCCUUUCUCCGGAAUGUGUUGGAGGUAUCAACCCUGAGGCAGAAACUGGCUAAAUCGGCAGCUGCUGCUAGCCUGAGCCCAUGGCCUGGAGCUAUGUCCACUUACUCGCUUCUGGUGCUGGUCUCUGAGGUCAUCUCUUAAGGCUAGCUGUCAUCAGCCCAGGCUUGUCGCAGCAGGGUACUCCAGGGAAGGGGAAAACGGUCUGAAUUAUAUACAAAAACAUUCCCUGCCGCACGGGUCAUGAACUCUGGACUAAGAAAAGCGGAAACCAGGCCUGAGUAAAUUUCCUCCAUUCCCUCAGGCUGGCAGGAACUUCUUGGGGUUGUUUGUUGGUUCAGGCUCCACCAGGCUCCAGCAAGAAAACCUUAUCAGGAAAAUGAUUUUAUUUUCAUGACUGACGCCAGCCAUCCUCCUCCACAAGUCCAUCUGGCAUGAAUAAGCAUCUUUAGGAGGCGAUCGGUUCCUCUAAGGUGCUGUCACGAGUGCCCCCUCAUGGUCAAAGGAAGUACUGCAGCCGUGCAUUUGCUGAGUUGCUUAUGUUCACUGUCUCUAGACCUUGGGUGGAGACGGCUGAGUAGGUAAAGGUGCUGGCUGCAUGCCGACAACUUGAGUUUGAUUCCUGGGACCCACAUGGACAAGGAGAGGCCCCACUACCACAAGUUGUUCUGUGGCGUGCCCAUGUGCGCGCACCAUACACACACACAAAUAAACGUUAUUAAAAAAA